UCAGACACACCUCCAUCACCAACAACAACACGUAGAAGAAAGAGGGAGAAACCUUGAAAUUCCUCCUCUCAACAACAAGAUUAACCACAGAGCCACCACCAAAUUUCUGCACACCUCCAUUUAAUCAAGAUAUCGCAACCAAAAACUGAUGUGUUUUUAAAGGUUUAAGAAUGAGUUUGAGCCCAUAUGGCUUUCAUACAACUUUCAUGCUAUUCUGGAAUAAGGUUUGUCACCAUUGACAUUACUUCUGAGAGAGGUUUACAUAAGCAUUUUGAACAAUGGAACCUGCGACAGGCCGCAACCAUGUCCAUUACCAUGCCAUUCAAUCUGAGAACAGUGAAUCAGCAUCUUCAUCUCAGGGAUUCUUGAAUGCCAAUAUGAGACCUACAGAGAUGAAUCCUGUACUGAAUUAUUCCAUCCAGACAGGUGAAGAGUUCGCUCUUGAAUUUAUGCGGGAUCGAGUGAAUCCUAGGAUGCCAUUCAUUCCAUACUCUGCAGGGGAUCCAAACCUUACUACAGGCUACUUGGAACUAAAAGGCGUCUUAGGCAUCAGUCAUACUGGGUCCAAAAGUGGGUCUGAUGUUUCCAUGCUCAACGUUGUAGAAAGAGGUUCAAAGGAUCUUGAAAGGAAGACUUCUUUUUAUGAAGGCACAAGCAACUAUGGAUCUGUGUCAUCAUUACCUCAAACCAACAGUAAUCGGGGAGGUAUUCGUGAUUAUGCCUCUUCUAGUGCAUCAGAUAUAUCUUCAUUAAAGAUUAAGAUCCUAUGCAGUUUUGGUGGCAAAAUUUUACCUCGUCCAAGUGACGGCAAACUUAGAUAUGUUGGAGGAGAUACACGCAUUAUCCGUAUAAGAAGGGAUAUUUCUUGGCAAGAAUUAUGGCAGAAAACAAUAGCACUUUACAAUGAAACCUGUUCAAUCAAGUAUCAGCUUCCUGGGGAGGAUCUUGAUGCAUUGGUAUCUGUCUCUUCUGAUGAGGAUUUGCUGAAUAUGAUGGAGGAAUGUAAUGUACUUGGUGAAGGAGAAGGCUCAAAGAAGCUUAGGAUGUUUCUUUUCUCCUUGAGUGACUUAGACGAUACUCAUUUUGGUUUGGCCAACUCUGGUGGUGAUUCGGAGAUUCAGUUUGUAGUUGCCGUAAAUGGUAUGGACAUGGGAUCAAGAAGGGGGUCAAGUUUGCAUGGUCUAGGAAGCUCUUUGGCUAAUAAUCUGAAUGAGCUCGAUGGACAGAAUGCUGAGAUGAACACUAGUAGAACUACAACUGACUUUGUUGGAGUCAAUGUGACACCUUCGGCCAGCAUCAACGUUUCAUCAUCAGUGCUGGUAUCUUCUCAAGCUAUGCUGCCAAGUUCAUACAAUGCUUAUGAGACCCAUAUCCAGAUGCAUCAGGGCCAACCAAAGCAUCAUGGAGAAGCCAAGGCAAAAACCCAGCAACAUGUACCUGUCUCUCAGUCUUUAUCUGACAAACCUCCUGUUGAAAGUUCUGUCCAACUGAACUCUGAUGAGCAUGUAAGUCAGCAAGGAGGUUGUAACGAAGGGCAGAUGUCUAAUACUAUGGAUAUACAAAAUCAACAGUCACAGGUGAGGAACCCAAUGCCGAAAGGUGAUAGUUCUGUUAAACAAGAGGUUGAUCACGGUAACAUUAGAUCUUUAGGGAAUGAAGGGUCAUCAGGUGCCCUACCUGGAGCAGAGCAAAAGUUUCUUCCAAAGCCUAAAAUGAGCAAGGAGAGGCACCAGGAUGAAGAACAGGGAUCUUCUCCCCUCGAUGCUGCUAGCAUGGAAAGAGCUAGUAAAUGUAAUGAUAAAGAUGAUGAUUCAUAUGCAUCUAAUGAGGCCUUGCUUUCUAGUGGUGCAGGGUCUGAUCUUAUUGAUUUGAGCUACCUUGAACCUCCUGUACCCCCUCCAAGGGUUUAUCAUUCUGAGAGAAUUCCACGGGGGCAGGCAGAGUUGAACAGGCUAACAAAGUCUGAUGACUCCCUCGGUUCUCAGUUCCUUUUUACUCAUUCACGUUCUGAUGUUGGGCCACAAGAUUUCAUUUUAGAAUCUGUUGAAAAGUUUCACACUGAAGAUGUACCUUCUCAAAGUGAGCUGCCUCCCAUCUCAACAAGAAUACUAUCAUGUACAAAACCUCAAAGCACGGAAGAUGCACUAGGCAAUGGGAAGUCGAAACAGGUAACAUGUGAACCUAUAAAUGAUAACAAGGGUAUCAAUGAGAGUCAGAUUCUUAAGUCUGCCUGUGAAACCAACACUGCGGUGGUCAAUGAUAACAAUGUCCAGUUUGAUAAACCAGCAGAAACUAGAUCACAAUUCAGGCUCCAUGCUGAUCCUGCAACUAACCAUCCAGAGUACAGUCGUGGUGAACGAGGGGCUAGUGAUUCUACUGCUAACAAUGCUCAGGUGUAUGCUCAAUCUGCUGCUCCCAAUGUUUCGCGGACAGAGCAAGGAGACAUAAUCAUUGAUGUCAACGAUCGAUUUCCCCGGGAUUUUCUGUCUGAUAUAUUCACAAGAGCAAUGAUGUCUGAAGAUCUGCCAGGUAUAGGCGGCCUACCACAAGAUGGAGCGGUAUUGAGCUUGAACAUAGCAAACCAUGAACCUCAGCACUGGUCCUUUUUCCAGAAAUUGGCAAGGGAUGAGUUCCCACAGGAUGUUUCUCUUAUUGAUCAGGAUCAACUUGCAUUUUCAUCUCGACUUCCAAAAGUUGAAGAAGCCUCCAUGGUCCAUGAUAUCGCACGGUUUCAAGAUGGAGUCUCUGGAAGCGAGUUAGAUUCCAAGAACACUUUCGUUGAAGACAAAGAAAAAGAUACACCUCUUGUUACGGGGUCUAGUUCCAUUUCUUUGCAAUCACAUUAUGAUCCAUCGCAGGUCAAUGUCAGUGAAAGCAUGCAGUUUGUUGAUAUGGUAGAAGAAAUGAGGAUGCCAGACUCAGAGUAUGAGGUUGAGACAAGGAAUGUUGGGCUGCCUUCUAUUGGUCCUUCUCUAGAAGAUCUUGAUAUCAGUUCUUUGCAGAUCAUAAGGAAUGAAGAUCUUGAAGAAUUAAGGGAGCUUGGUUCUGGCACAUUUGGGACAGUUUACCAUGGAAAAUGGAGGGGAACAGAUGUGGCCAUUAAGCGAAUAAAGAAGAGUUGCUUUGCAGGUCGAUCAUCUGAGCAGGAGAGAUUGACAAUAGAGUUCUGGCGAGAAGCUGACAUUCUCUCAAAGCUUCACCAUCCGAACGUUGUGGCAUUUUACGGUGUAGUACAAGAUGGACCUGGGGGGACAUUAGCUACUGUCACAGAGUUCAUGGUUGAUGGUUCAUUAAGGCAUGUCUUACUUCGCAAAGAUAGGCAUCUGGAUCAUCGCAAGAAGCUUAUAAUUGCAAUGGAUGCAGCCUUUGGAAUGGAGUAUUUACAUUCAAAGAACAUUGUGCAUUUUGAUCUGAAAUGUGACAAUUUGCUGGUGAAUAUGAAGGAUCCUUCACGCCCUAUAUGCAAGGUAGGUGAUUUUGGACUAUCAAAGAUCAAGCGCAACACUUUGGUUUCAGGUGGAGUUAGGGGAACCCUGCCCUGGAUGGCUCCUGAGCUACUGAAUGGUAGCAGCAAUAAAGUUUCUGAGAAGGUUGAUGUGUUCUCUUUUGGAAUUGUGUUAUGGGAGAUCCUGACUGGUGAAGAGCCGUAUGCAAAUAUGCACUAUGGUGCAAUCAUAGGAGGCAUUGUGAGCAACACAUUGAGACCCCCUAUUCCAAGGGAUUGUGAUGGUGAAUGGAGAAGGUUAAUGGAGCAAUGUUGGGCGCCUAACCCUAUGGUCAGGCCAUCCUUCACCGAAAUAACCAGCCAGUUACGUGUUAUGUACCACACCAAAGGCCACAAGGGAUCUUAGCUUGCAAUUGCAUUGUUGUUGAGUAAUAAUAAAUAAAGAAAGAAAUGGCAGAUUUAUAACCAAAUGGUACGGAUGGAGUUGUUGAAAAAGGAUUUGACUGAUGAGAUAAAAUCAAGAUUCUUCCACUUACAAAUCUCACUCGAAAUGGAGUCGCCCUUCAAGCCAGAGAUUCUCAAAGGCAAGGUAGCCCUUUUGACCGGAGGAGCUUCCGGUAUCGGCCUCGAGAUUUCCACACAGUUCGGUAAACAUGGCGCUUCCAUCGCCAUCAUGGGCCGUCGCAAAACCAUC
Messenger RNA from Cynara cardunculus var. scolymus (artichoke), 4139 nucleotides. RefSeq lists its product as uncharacterized. The coding region runs from base 279 to 3851 and encodes 1190 amino acids. NCBI's taxonomy places the organism in Eukaryota, Viridiplantae, Streptophyta, Magnoliopsida, Asterales, Asteraceae. Gene Ontology annotation, biological process: signal transduction; protein phosphorylation. Gene Ontology annotation, cellular component: cytoplasm. The transcript has 10 exons. The record is from RefSeq and is a predicted model, not a curated record. Gene Ontology annotation, molecular function: protein binding; protein kinase activity; ATP binding.